Messenger RNA from Paramecium tetraurelia, 1680 nucleotides. RefSeq lists its product as uncharacterized. The transcript has 5 exons. The record is from RefSeq and is a predicted model, not a curated record. Gene Ontology annotation, molecular function: protein kinase activity; ATP binding. Gene Ontology annotation, biological process: protein phosphorylation. Lineage: Eukaryota; Ciliophora; Oligohymenophorea; Peniculida; Parameciidae.
AUGUACACAAUGGAAACAUAAACGCUGUUAGGAUGCAAGGAGUUAUUGAACCCAUAAUCCAAUUUAGGUAGUGAAGUAUCUCUGAAUAUUUAAAAAUCUAACUUGUAUGUGAUCAUUAGGAUUUAUAGAUCUGAAAAUUUUACUAAUCUCUUGCUGAAACUGUUUAAAGAGGAUUAUUAGAGGUUUAAUUUGGAAGAAUAAUUAAAUCUUAAUUUACAAUAUCAAAUGCAAAGUUAAUUAGUUGUUACAAUACAAAUUUUAUUUCAUGCCCUCCUUUAUGGUGUUUCUUUGGAUAUUACUUAUAAGCCAUAGAAAGUAUGCUUUACAAGCUACUUAACUAAGCCGGAUACAACUCCCAUUUAUGCUUCUGAUAAGAAUAUAAUUAAUUUACUAAGUUUCUACACCCUGAAGUAGAAUGACAAACUAGUUCAUGGCUCUUUGAGUAUCGACCCACUCACAGGAUUAUUUUAGUAUAAGACCUUAACGACCAUAUCGUUUUACGAGUAGAUAGAGCUAAGUGAAGGUUUUUUGGAUUGUUUGCGCUUCAAUAUUGUAGAACACCAAAAACUCAUGGAGAUAUAAGCUCCUUUUGUUCUCUAUCAGAUGAAUAAGAUAACGUUUAAAGAAUUUAAGAAAUUUACCCGAGAAGACCAAUAUGAAAGCAAAUAAAAAAAUAUCGAUUAAUUGAAGGAGAUCUUUAAGCGUUAGAUGCAUCAAGAGAUGACCAAAGAAGAAAAAGACAAGUUUUUGGAUUACCCUAAACCAAAGAGUUUGCCUUUGCUAACUAAGAUUAGUGUUCAAAAAACUGGCGAUGAUCUUCUCCAGCAAUGGAAGGAUUAGCUUCUGAUUACUUCCGGGGGUUAUUCUGAGAUUCGGAAAGUUUAGUUAGCUUAUAAGAUAAGCGAUAACGAUCAAGCUUUUACGAGGGCUUUAGCAGUAAAGACAGAUAAGUCGAGUACCAAUAAUAAAGUUAAUCACGAGCUCUCAAUAUUGAAGACUCUGUCCAAGACAACGGAAAAGGGAAAUGGAGAGGCAUAUAUAGUUACAAGCUACUAUGAUGAAAACUUGAAGGGCUGUUAUUUUAUGGAGUUCUACAACAAUGGAUCUUUGGAACAAUAUACUAAUUCUAAAUCUCAGGUGUUGAGUUUAAGAACGAAGUUAUUUAUUCUGGCUGGUAUCAUAAAUGGGAUUGAUUUUCUUCAUUACAAAUAAAUAGCACACUUGGAUUUGAAGAUGGGAAAUAUAUUAAUUUAAAAGUAGUUAAUUCCUAAGAUUUGUGAUUUUGGGGAAGCUAAGCCAUUUGAUUUUCUGGAACAAGACAAAUCUAACUUUUCUCGUAGUUUGCCUUACGCAGCCCCAGAAUUAUAUAAUUCAAAUGAAAUCACACCUGCAUUCGACAUCUUCUCUUUUGGGAUUUUAAUGUGCAAAUUUGUUUUUGAAUAAUUUCCCAUUGAAUACAAUCCAAAUGACUUAACCAAUUUAGCAGAGAGAUACAAGAACAACACAUACGCAAUCAAACGAAAUUUGAUAUAACAAAUUAAGUGUGGACCAAAAAAAAUAAUGAAGAAGAUCCUUCAUCUGAUUAUACUUUGUCUCCAAUCAAAUCCAAAAUCUAGACCCAAACCCAAAUGGAUAUUAGCAAUAUUGUGGAAGAUGAUUAAUUUUUUAGAUAGCUUUUGA